Molecule: messenger RNA, 7727 nt
Organism: Bolinopsis microptera
Lineage: Eukaryota; Metazoa; Ctenophora; Tentaculata; Lobata; Bolinopsidae
Product: repetitive organellar protein-like
Exons: 15
Coding region: 207-7451 (2414 amino acids)
Source: RefSeq, a predicted model, not a curated record
ACCUCUGCCCGUUUCCAUGGUAACAGUGUGAGUUGCUCUGGCAGUAGCUCGGCCCUGCAGUUUUACCACAUUAUUAUAGUUACCGUACUUGUAGUUGCAGUUUGUUAAAAGUUCACCAGCAGUUAACCAUUGUAAAUUUGAUCACCGUUCAGUGACUGAGAAAGAUCUUGAUUUAUAUGAACCAGUGAAGAUAAUAUGAAGUUGAGAUGUCAACAUCACCUGCACUGAAGGGUGUUGCACAGAAUGUAAACGAUUCUAUUCGAACCAACGAGACCUCUCUGAGCCAUCUGGAGGAGCAGAUUGACGCGCUAACUGACGCACUUGUGUCAGUUAAUUCGGAUCCACAAGAGAUGCAGGCGGUAUACGAGGAAGAGAGAGCUAAACUCCUUCAGGAUGUGUCCCAGAAAAAUCAACUCCUGAAUAAAACCAUGGAAGAACUCAAGGGCACAGAACAGCUCCACCAGAAGGAGAUAGAGAUGCUCCAGGAGAGAAACCGGCAGCAGAAAGACUCUUUAAUGGAACAACUCCGGACUAGUCAGGCGGAACUGAUGGAGUAUUACAGUAGAACAGACCUAAUGGAGAAUGAAACGGAAAGACUAGAGUGGGAGCUGUCUCGAGCCGAGGAGAAAUACAAACGGCAAAACGAGAAUCUGAUCGACCAAAACAAUGCUUUAAUGCAUGCACUGCAGGACGAGCAGGAUAAGUCUCGUGAUGUUAUUGAAGAUCUAGAAAGAUCGCUCCAAACAGUUCCCCUGGAUUUAGAUGCUGAAUUUGAAAAGAACAUGGCUAACUUGUCUUCGGAAGACUUCCAGCCAACUUCUGGGAGCAGUCCUGCUAAAAAUCAACUUAAUUCGAAGAUAGGUCUGGAAAUCCUGAGAAAUCUCAAGAAGAGGAUCAAUGAUUUGGGUCUAAAUAAUGAGGAACUUGUAAAGAUAAUUGAUGAUCUUGGGAAGUCUAUCAUCAGGGAGACUGCGAUUUCAAAGCGUUAUAAUAAAAAAUGUGGCGAACUUUUAGCUGAACUUGAGGACAUCAAAUCAAGAAGACCCACCCAAAGACAACUUGAAGAUGUCAAGUAUGAUUUAGAGGAAAACAAGAGAAUGCUGGAAAAGUCACAGAAGAAAGUUCAAGAGUUGGAAAAGGUAUUGGUGACCACACUUUCUAAGCAUGAUAACCUCGUUUCUGAUCUAAACAAGACGAUUGACUCUCAAGACCAACACAUUGAGGAGUUGAAGAAAAAGAAUUUCUAUCCUAAGCUUAUGGAUGAUCUCAAAAAGGAAAAUAGUAAGCUAAAGGAAGAGGUGAAGAAGCUAAAUUCCCUUGUGAAAGAAUCACCAAACAGAAAAGUUGGAGGCUUGAAGAACAAGUUUGAAGAAAAAAUGAACCAACUAUCUCCCGAAGAAAGGAAGCCUGUUAAGAAAGAUUCUUCGGAAAAAAUAGAGAACAUGAAAGUCUUGCAUCGUGAAGAAGUGAAUCAUUUUAAAGGAAAACUAAUGAUUUUAGAAAAGAAACUUAAUCAAUCCUUCGAGGAAAAUACUCAACUGAACCAGGAGCUCAGCUAUGCAAUGGAGCAGCUUGAUGACAACUCCUUCAACUAUGAAAGCGUUAUUAUAGAUCUCCAGACGAAACUUGAGAAUUCCAUCCUUGAUGACACUUCUGGAAGUAUCAACGAAUCAGUCCUUGAACUGAAAAAACAUUUAGAUGCGGAGAAAGAGCGCAAUAAAAAGUUGUCGAACAAGCUAACCGAAUUGGAGACUUCAAAGGACGAACUCCUUUCUGUUGUGGAAUUAUCUCUUGAUUCUGAGACUCUUCCACCUCCCCCUCCGGAGAUAAAUAUCACAGCACCAUCACCAACACAUUCUGACAACUCCCCAAAUCAGUCACCCACCUUGAUUUUACCCAAACCUAAUCCUCUCAGAGUUUUAUCUGAUAGACUGAAUGAGGUUAGAAAGGAAAAUGAAGAAGGAAAGUUUGCUCUGGAAAGUGCAGAAAAAGAAAACGAGUUGCUGAAAGGGAAGAUUAAUGAUCUUGAAGACCAAUUGUAUGAGCAAGAUGAAGAAAUCAUGCAACUAAAAUCUGAUGUGAGGCGGGGAAUAUCUGUUUCUGUAACACCUGCAAAUCCCCAAGCAGAACUUGAGAUUCUUGAACAGAACUUGGAAGACAGCCUCCAUGAUAAUAUUCAUCUUGAGGACACAAUAGCAAUUCUUUCUGAUGAACAUGAUGCUCAAAUGUUAGCUCUAAACUCGAGGAUUGCUGAUCUUGAAAGAGAAUUGGAGAUCGCGUUAAGUGGUACAGAUCCAGCUGACAAAUCAUUGAUAGAACAACUUGAAAAUGAGAAGCGGGAUAGAAUCAUGCUUGAAAGAAGAGUUGAAGAACUUGAAUUUGAUCUUCAGGAGAGGUUAUCUGGUAAAGAUUCCGAGGAAUCACUGAAUAACCUUGCUCAGAAUUUGGACGAAGCAGAGAAAAUGUGUGAAAAGUUAAUGUUAGAUGACGAGGAUUUGGUCACUCUUGAUAGCGAUGAAUUCAAGAAACGUCUCAAGGGUAAAGAUGAUCAGAUAAACAAGCUGCAGAAGAAUAAUGAGGCAUUGAAAGCUGAAAUCGACACCCUCAACUCCGAAUUUGCCGAGAUAAGCACAGAGAUUGCUGAAGCUGAUAAUCAAUAUGGACAAAGGAUAGAAAAUCUGCAGAAACAAGUACGAAUGAAUCAAGAUGACCAUGAGAAAGCCAUGAAAAAUCUUGAGGAAGAAGUAGAAAUGUUGAACGAAAUGCUGGAAGACGAAAGGCAAUCCGAUGUGUUGAAAAUGCUUGAAAAAGAAAAUACCUCACUGAAGGACGAAUGCAAAGUUUUGACAGAUCGUCUUGCUUUAGACAUCCUGAGCAAGAUAUCGCCGAUAGAUGAAAAACGUGACGUAAUCGCUGAAAUGAAAGAUCACUAUGGAAAAGGCCACAGUCGGUUGCAGACAGAGAUCGAUCUUAAGAAACAGAAGAUUACAGACUUGCAAGAGGACUUGAAAAGAAUGAAUGCGAACAAUGCUAGAAAGAUUGCGUCGUUAAAGGAAAGUCAGCAUAUCAAGGAAGAACGUCAUAAACUGGAAAUCGAGGAAACUCUUUUGACAAAUGAAUCUUUGAAAAAGGAAUUAGGACAGGCAAAGAGUAUCAACAAACGUUUCGAACAAAAUCUUGAGGACAAAAAUGUUGAGUUCAAUGAAGUAGUUACCAAACUUUUGAACCUUGAAAAUCUUAUUGAGAUUCAACAGGACAAUCUACUUGCCAAAGAUGAGCAGUAUGAUACCAUCAAUCGUCAGUUGAAAAACCUGAAAGCAGAAUUGGAGAUUGCCCAACAGAGGCAUAACAUUCUUAGAGAGGAAUCAAUUGCACUUGAUAUCCUGGAAUCUAGUCUUAAUGAAGCUUCAGAACAUGACAGACAGUUAGAAUCAGAGGUAUCUGACCUCAAGAUGAAACUUGAAAAGGCUGUGUUUGAUAAAGAGAGAGCUGAGAGGGGGAACAAAUUACUUGAAAUGCGUGCUAAAGAAAUGAAAACUGAUGACCACCCUGAUCUUAAUUCAGAAUCAGAUAGAAUUAUUAAGAACCUAAAAAAGAAUGUUGAAGAUUUGGAAAUGCAGGUGGAAGACCUGUUAGAUCAAGAAGAUGGUCUUCGGGAACAAAUCAGAUCUCUUAAAUCAGACAAAAGCAAAUUGGAAGUACGCCUUUCCUUACAAAACGAUAACCAGAAGAUUGACGAACUGGAAAAGACGAUUACCAUGAAGGAAAAGACGAUCGAGGAAAAGAACAAUGAAAUCAAUUCCAUACUCAGCAAACAGGACAAGACAAAGCAAGAACUGGUGACAAAGAACGUUGAGCUGCAGAACAAAUACAAUAAUCUUUUGGAGAAGUGUAACGAUCAUGAAACCGAAAAUAGCUGUCUUCUUGAAGAAAUCGAUACGAACUUUAAAGUACAUACUGAAACCGCGAAGCAACUUGAAAAUGAGAUAAAAGAGCUGAAAUCUUUUAUUGCAGAGCAGGAUGAGUCAAUCCUUAAGAGUGAAGAGAUAAUAAACAAAGCAGAAGCCAAAAACUUGGCUGAUAGCCAGGCUUUCUUUGAAUCUCGAAAACAAUUGGAAACAGAGGUAACUUAUCUAAAGACAAAGCUCAUGGAUUAUGAGGGAGGUGAUGCUAUGCGACGAUCAUCUUCCGUACACAGCGUUUGGCUGGAAGAUACAGCUAGUUUUAAUCAUGUCAUCGGCGAGAAAGAUCGCCAAAUUCGGGAUCUCCGUGACUCUUUAAAACGUAGCAGUGUAGCAAGCUCCCAAAAAGGAAGCAUUUGCGAUCUCAACUUUAAGAGUGGAAGUCUAGGGAGUAUUGCACCUCCGACUGAACUUGAAAUUCAGGGAGGCUACGUCCCAGAGGAUGGACUUGCCAUGGACAAGUACAAAAAACGUAUCGAGGAUAUGCAGAUGCUAAUGGACAAGAAGGAUGAAGAAUACAGGAAGCUCUAUCAGAAGUUCAAACAGGAACUUGAACGCCAGACUUCAGAUGGGAAUGUCUACAACGCCCACAUUAAGAAACUGCAGAAAAUGGUGUCAUUAUUCGAACAACAAGCAGAUAAGGUUACUGCUGAUAACAAAGUGAUAAUUGAAAAGAGCUGUAAAGGUAUCAAUGACAUCAAUGAAUCUCUCACAAAUCUCAAUGAUGAGCUGUUGUUAGAAAGUGAACGUACCACAGACGUACUAGGAGAACUUGACUUGUUGAAAGAAGACAUUGAAGCAAUCCAACACAAUCUAUCGGGCAGUGACAAGGACAGUGAGUUAACGAUUACCCUUGAUAAGGUCCUUGAGAUUGAAGACAACGUUCAGAUGACAGUCGAGGAACACCAAUGUUCACUUGACCACUAUCAGCUGCUUCUGCAAACAACUCAACAAGAGAUGCAGAUGAUAGCAGAAGAAUUAAGAAGCAGCAAGGAAUCAGAGAAUGUCGAUAAUUCGGAUUGCCUCUCUCCAAUUCUGGAGAUACUUCAGGAGAAGGUUACUCUACUAGCAGAUAAACUAUCCGACACGAAAGAUGAAGUAACUUCCAGUAGAUUCAGGGGUAGUCAGAACGGAAAGAGCGAACGAGAAAAUGCCAUCGUUAUAGAGCAGGCAGAGCUGCGAUGCACGAAGUUUGAGAAUGAAAUAGAAUCUAUAAAGAACAUGCUUGGCAACUACGAUAUUGCUCCCGACUCUGAACGGUUCAUGAAGGUUACCGACGAACUCCAAGAGAUCGCCUCUCAGAUGGGUGAUCUGAAAGAUCUUUUGACGCUCAAAAAAGCUUCUCCAGUCCUCUCCAAAAUACGGCCGGUACACCAGGAAGCUAAAAUCAAGGGGUUGGAAUCAGAGGACUACGAACAAAAAACUCCCGUUACAGACGAAAGUGUUUUGGGACAUGUCAGUCUACAAGAGAUCGAUGGCCUUGAACUCAUCACCCACGAUAUAAGACACCAGCUCAGGGAGAAGAUAAAAGAAUGUGAAAACUUACAGGAAGAAUGUGCAAGUCUGAGGGGAGUUAGUGCCAACAUGAACGGAAGUAUGCGUGAGCUUCAGAAGGUGUUUGGUCAAAUGCUCGCGGAAAAGGGCGAGAAAAUGGACAUGCUAAAUGACACAAUCAGUGUUGAGAAGAGUGUCUAUGAAACGAGGCUGUCCCAGUUGUCCGAUGUUAUCGAAUAUAAAGAUAAAAGUCAGGAUCAGCUGAGAAAAACCCUGUCGUUUGAACGAGGUCGAUUACAUCAGCUCAAGGAGGAUCUCGAUACUUCUUAUGAAAAAACUUUCGAACAUAUAAAGGAGUAUGAGGGUCGUGUUUCAACAAUGGCGGAGAGGCUCAAUAUCCAGCAGCAGCUAGUGAAGGUUAAGUUAGAAACAUGUGAAGACGAAAUAGAAGAGCUUAAGGAGCAGCUUAAUAGCAGCAAAAUGCUCGUCAAAGAGAAAGAUCACGCGCUGGAGGAUCUGGAAAGUAGUCGCAGAAAAGAACUUCGUGCAAAGCAGCGACAACUCAAAAAAGCGGAAGACGAAUCAAUACGGUACCAAACUGAACUUGAUGAUCUGAAGAAUACUUUCAGUCAAACCCACGGUUCUUUAGAUCUGCAACUGUCUCAAUAUGGGGACAUCAUGACCAAAUUCAAGGACGAAAUAUCUGAAGAAAAGGAGGCAUUCCAGAACUCCCUUCAAAAAUUAAACUUCUUGGUCGAGGACAGGACCCAGAAAAUUAAAGAAUAUGAGGAAAUAGUUGGAGAUUUGCAGGUCAACUUGAGUAGUACUCAGUUGGAGCUGAAAGAGAAGGAUAAGUUGAAUGAGACUCUGGCAAGGGAACACAGCAAACUGAAACUUGCCAUGAUGAACCAGACUUCGCCUACAGCUGAUAACGAUAGUGGAGUUCAUUGGAUGACCAAGGCGAACAAAGCUGAGCAUCAAGUGAAGAAAUUGAAGCAAACCAUCGAGGAUAUACGAUAUCGUUACGAGACCCAACUCGCAAACAAAGAUGAUGAGGUUCUCAGAGCUAAUAUGAAUCUAGAAAAGGUUCAGCAGAUAUUGGCUGCUCAAACAGAGAAGCACGGCGCUAUUCAAAAUGAGGUCAAGUCUCUGAAACUAGACAUGGAGGGAGCAGGAAGUGAUAAUCAAAUUAAAGACCUCGAACAAAAGCUAGCUGCCAAACAGUCAGAGGUUGAUGAAGCUCUGUAUCGUAUGCACAGACACCAGAGAGAAACAGAGGCCCUGAAAGACGUGUUAGCAUCAUAUCAAAACAACGCUGAUAACGAUGUUGCUCACAAGAUUUCCGAGUAUGAGACCACCAUCGCUGAUUACGAGGUCCAAGUGACGAUGUUGAAGAAGAACAUCAGUGAUCUCCACACUCAACUUCACAAUACCUGUGAUGAGAGACAGAAAGUCAUAGAUAAAGCACAGGCUCAAAUAGCUGUAUAUCAAAGAAGACUCGAACAGAUGAAUGACAGAGUGGAAGAAGCAAAAGCUUCUGCCUCGAAGGAAGCUGAAUCGUUCAAAGACUCCAAAAGACAGUACUUGCGGCAGAUAACGUUGCUAGAAGAGCAACUGAAGGACACCCAGACCGGCGGGGAGCACUUCGCUCUCAGACAGAAAAUAGCCAGACUAGAGCGCCAGUUGGGAAACGAGAAGCUGGUGUCGCCAGAUAAGGAUUUGCAGCAGCGGUUUGAAUUGGCGGUUAAACGUGCCGACCAUCUUCAGGAGCAGGUCGAUACGAUGAGGAAAACGAACAAGCGAGUGCAAAAGACGGUAGAGGAUCUGUGGGCGGAAAAUACGCAACUCCUCAAAGAUCUCAACCGGUCUGGUCCGGGCCAGCUACCUUCAGCUAAAAAACGGGAAAUGCCUAAACGACCUCAAUCCAAAACCAGUAAAAGUAAAAACCGUGGUGACAUGGACAUCCCAAACGUUAUUGGAUCAGCUGACAUUUGAACUUUAUUUUAUUUUCCAGGCCACUGUUGACUGUCCAGAUUUGAGAUUUGAUAUUUGAAUACUUGUUCAUUGUAAUUGUAAAUAGAUCUGUAAUCAGUAUUACUGUUACACUUACACUGUACACGAACGAGAUGUCAAUAUACUUUUCUCUGUGGCCUGGAUGUUGGUUCUUCGAACUUAUAACUUAAUUACGAGUUAAAAAUUGACUCUUCCGUUAAAUGAGAACUGCUACUUGCUACUAUAUUUAGCAGUAGCACCUUUGCUUUUCACAUUUAA